This is a messenger RNA of Pistacia vera, 1845 nucleotides long. RefSeq names its product peptidyl-prolyl cis-trans isomerase FKBP53-like. Gene Ontology annotation, molecular function: peptidyl-prolyl cis-trans isomerase activity. The record is from RefSeq and is a predicted model, not a curated record. Lineage: Eukaryota; Viridiplantae; Streptophyta; Magnoliopsida; Sapindales; Anacardiaceae.
AUGGGUUUCUGGGGAAUCGAAGUGAAACCUGGAAAACCUCAUCCUUCUUCUGAUAACGUGCAAGGAACGCUGCAUGUAACUCAGGCAACUUUAGGCCUUGGUUCGUCAACAGAGAAGACCAUACUUCAGUGCUCUGUAGGAGAUAAGAAUCCAAUAUUCUUAUGUUCUUUAUUGCCAAAUAAGAAUGAAUCUUGCUCCUUGAAUCUUGAAUUCGACGAGGAUGAUUUGGUAGCCUUCUCAGUAAUUGGUCCAAGAAGCAUCCAUCUUUCUGGCUACUUUGUGGCUGAUGAUGGAGAUCACCUUCGAGAUGAAUAUGAUUCUGAUUCUUAUGGGGAGGAUAUCAUGGAGACUGAUACAGAUGAGUCCUCUGAAUUUGAUACUGGAGAUGAGUAUGAGGAUGACUUCGUUGAUGAUGAUGACUUAUUCCCACCUUCACCUGCCCGUAACAGUGGAGUUGUGAUUGAGGAGAUAGUGGAUGAUGAGAAACCAACAAAUGGGAAUGAUCGGUCGAAACAACUAAAGAAAAAGGGUCAAUCAAGUAACUCUGAGCGACAAAUUGUUGUCAAGAAUGGUGCUAGUGUCUCAGUCUUGGAAAGUGAAGAUGAAGAUGGCUUUAUGAUUUCUAGCUCGCGUAAAAGCAAAGGAACUUCUCAAGAUUCCGAAUUGGGAGCAGAUGAAGAGACGGAUAAGAAAACAAGUGAAAACUCUGAGAAGAAGAAAGCCAAAGACAUCAGUGAUGAUGGUACUGGGAAAAAAAGAAAAGUUAAAAGUGUCGACCAAGAUGAUCAACCAGAGAAGAAAAAGAAGAAAAAGAAGAAGAAGAAGCAAAAAGAAAAUGGUGAACGGGGACAAGUUAAUAAAGUUUUUACCAGUAACGAGACUGAGGAUCUCUCUGAGGGUGAAAAUCAGCAGGAGUUGAAGAGCCACAACAGGAAACAGAAGGACCUUGACAAUGAUGCAGACAAUGUACCAGAUGAAAAUCACUCUGAGAAGAAAAAAAAGAAACAAAAGAAGAAGAAGAAGGCUGAGGGGAGUGAAGGGGACAAGAAAACAGAUCAGACUGUUUCACCCAUGCAAGAACAAACUGCAGCUAAACCUUCUCAAGUGAGAUCAUUUCCAAACGGAUUGGUUAUUGAGGAGGUAGCAAUGGGAAAGCCUGAUGGAAAAAGAGCUUCUCAGGGAAAACAGGUCAGCGUCCACUAUAUUGGCAAACUAAAGAAUGGGAAAAUAUUUGACUCUAACGUGGGAAGAGCGCCGUUUAAAUUCCGCCUAGGCAUAGGACAAGUUAUUAAGGGAUGGGAUGUUGGGGUCAAUGGCAUGCGUGUGGGGGACAAACGGAGGCUUACAAUUCCACCAUCAAUGGGUUAUGGGGCAAAAGGUGCCGGGGGAAAGAUACCACCAAAUUCGUGGCUUGUGUUCGACGUGGAGUUGGUUGAUGUUCGAUAGUUGGGCUCCUUUUUUUCUUUGCUCCAGAUUUGAAGUUCUUUGCUGUUAUAGUAGCCGACCGGAACUUUGUUGUUUAAAGACAUCUAUAGGGUUUUGUUUUUUUGGGCAAUUGUAAAAGUUCACCCUCAUCAUAUGUUCCAAUGGGCUUUGUGAGACGGUGGUUCUGUAAGCACAAAUUUUGUGUACAGCAGCACAUUUUCCAACAUGUUAGAACCAUUUUUUUUAAACCCGACCGGUUUAGGGACCCAGUAAAACCAUUGGGUCUCGAGUUCAGUGGUGGAUCCAAUUAAUGACGAAUGGGGACUACUUUUGAAAUUUUUUUAGAUUUUAUAUUUAUUUAAAUUUUGCCCUUGCAGAGCUUUGAGAUUUUGGGAACGCAACAACCUUCAUGGUAAGUUC